Molecule: messenger RNA, 1819 nt
Organism: Colletotrichum godetiae
Lineage: Eukaryota; Fungi; Ascomycota; Sordariomycetes; Glomerellales; Glomerellaceae
Exons: 6
Coding region: 179-1702 (507 amino acids)
Source: RefSeq, a predicted model, not a curated record
CCUCUCUCAUCCUCUGUCUAAACCUUUCGUAUAUCAAGUCUCAAGAAGGUCCACAGAAGAUGUCCAUCAUCUUGCCAAUACGCUUCGAAAGACUAACAAAUUUCUCAAGAAGUGACCAAGCUACAGCCCGUCCUUUAACUCUCGUUACAAUUACACACUUACCACUCAGUAAUUCACCAUGUUCUUCAGCUGCCGUGCCAAACCUCCCGCGCCUCCACCGCCCCGGCCUCGUUGCGUCUACUCCGGCUGUGUCCACAAGGUCUUAAAAUGCGAGGCACCCGCCAAAUCUAAGCGCAUUCUCUCUAUCUUCUGCAAAGAUCAUGCCUGCCGGUCACGUACUGGCGAGGAGAUGUGCACAAACCCCAAACAGUGUGGUCUAUCCAAAUAUUGCGAAGACCACGGUCGUUGUCACCGCCAGGGCUGCUCCAACCAGCGCAUCUUCGCCGACGCAAACCAAGACUGGCCAUAUUGCCAAAGCCAUACUUGCUCAACCUACGGAUGUCACAACAAGCGCGCCACCAACUCCCAAAUGUGCAGCUUCCAUACGCCCAUCUGCCUUAUCCCCGCCUGCGGUCAUCCGCGCGUCGGCGACGGCCUCUAUUGUCCGAGUCACAGCUGCUCCGACGAGGACUGCAAUAACGUCAUUGAUGGCGGCAACUGGUGCAGAGACCACCGUCUCUGCAAGACUGCGGGAUGCACCUCGCCGAGGGUAGUCUCGCCUAGUGGAACACAUGAGGAUGUCUGCUGGUUUCAUCUACCGACAGCUUGUAAGGCGACAGGCUGCGAAGCUGCAGUCAACGGCGGCGUACAUUUCUGCUUACAGCACGAAUGUACAUACCCCUCAUGUCGCGAGCCCAAAGACAAUGCAACCGAUGCAUCACGCCUCUACUGUGCCAGUCACACCUGCCACACCCGAACCUGUCCCCAGCCAGCAGCAGACCUCGCGAACCCCUCGAAACCACCACACCAAUCAAGCUUUUGCGUAGCGCACAAGUGCACAAGCCCAGAUUGCAUCCAUCCCUCAAAGCCCGCCAGCCGCCGCUGCGCUCUCCACGCCUGCCUACACCCCUCAUGCCCGGCACCGCGCGCCGACGACCCGCUCCUCGUGUCCGCGAGCCAGUUCUGCACAGGACACGAGUGCCGAACCCCAGGCUGCCACGGCGCCGCGCGGUCGAACGGGAGCUUCUGCGACGCGGUCCACGCCUGCGUCGUCUCCGGAUGCCCCUCUCCUCGCGGUGUCGGAACCGGUGGGGAGCCCGGAGUAGGCGGCCCGGGUUCGGUAUGCUGCGCUUCGCAUACAGCCAUGAUCGCCCGCGACACUGCAGGGUGGAGCACGACCACCGAGAGCAAAACCAUGCCUACGCCGCCUUCCUCGCCGUUGCCGCAGAGGCAGAGGUUUCCGUAUCUCAGUCAGACUGAAGAGGCGCUGGGACUGAGAUUCAGAGAGGAGAGGGAGAGGCAUGAUCAGGAGGCUAGGCUUGCAGAGGAGACGAGGGCUUGGCAUGCUGUUACUACGGCUGCUGUUGCUCGCAGUGUGAAUGGAGAGGUUGAGGUUGUCGGGGGCGUCCCGUUGCCGGGCGGAUUUGAGACGAGAGGGAAGAGGCACGGGGCUAGGAGAAGGGGAAGUUAUGAUAGUGGUGUUGCACCGAGUCCCACUGUGAGUGAUGAGACUUCCCCGAGCAACUUUACGUUUGUGAGUUGAAGGAUGGAUUAAGAGGGUGUCGUGGGUGGAGGGUAGAUGAUAGAAGCGUGGGGCAUCGAAGAGAGAGUGAUGGAAGACAAUCAUAGAGGCUCGACAUAGACGGUGCUGGACGGUCAU